CGUCGCCCGCCCAGCCCAGCUCCCGCCGCGCGCCCAACGGUUGAGGCAGGGGAGGCUGCGCGCGCUCGUGCAAAGGCCGGGAAAAAAUGGCGGCGCCCGUCUUGCGAGUGUCCACCCCUCGCUGGGAACGGAUAGUCCGGCUGCUCGUGUGUCUCUCAGGAAUUCUGAUAUCCCUGUACGCAUUCCAUGUGGAGAGGGAAAAGACCCGCGACGCCAAUUACCGCGCCAUGUGCGACCUGAGCAGCUCCAUCAGCUGUUCCAAAGUCUUCACGUCCAGAUGGGGUCGAGGAUUUGGACUGUUGGGAACCAUUUUUGGGAACGACAGUGCAGUAAACCAGCCAAACAGUGUCUAUGGAAUCUUGUUUUAUAUCUUUCAGCUGUUACUAGGUUUGACGGCCAGUGCGAUGGCUGCUCUGAUUCUCAUGACCACGUCCAUCGCAUCAGUGAUGGGCUCCCUCUACCUGGGCUACAUCUUGUACUUCGUCCUUAAGGACUUCUGCGUCAUCUGCGUCACCACGUACGCACUGAACUUCAUCCUGUUUGUGCUCAACUACAAGCGACUGGUUUACUUGAACGAGGCCUGGAAGCAGCAGCUCCAAGCCAAGCGGGACUAGACACACAAAACAACAACAACAAGAGUAUAGAAGGAUAACAAAUCAUCCAACACGUGGGGAAAAUGUGACCUCUGAAAAAUUUGUGACUUGCCACCAGGAGACCUUGCUUCCAAACAAAUGUUCAUUCUGUUGUGUGUGUGUGUGUGUGUGUGUGUGUGUGUAAAACGAAACAAAAAAUUAAACAAGGAAAGAAAACAUGUAUCUUUAGGGGCCACAGAUCACAGGUUUAUUGCAUUGUAUUGCAAGGAAGGAUUGGAAAACAGAAACACAAAUCUUUGUCCGCUUUGAUUUCUUGUUGGUUUUCUUUGUUCCCCGAGAUGAAAAUGAGGUUGCGCUUUGAUCGUGAGAGAGAGAGAGCAGUCAGAAAGCACUUACGAAACAAACAGAAGAGGGUGUCCUUUCCCUGAGGAAUAAAAUAAUGGAAAAAACAAUGUGAGAAAUUGUUUACUUGAAUCCACUGGGAAAGUCGCUGCUCUUUCGGAGCAGCUGAUUCCAGCGGGACUGAAUUUAAGGGUUUAUAAAGGCUAAACACGAAUGAUCACGAGGCAGAGAUGAUUCCACAAAAAUGACGUUUUACUAUCAUUGAAAACGAAAAAUAAAGUGUAAUUUUUUUUAUGUUUACAGUUUUUUUUUUUUUUUUUUUUUUUUUUUUUUUUUUUAAUUGUUUUGGAAGAGGACCACUCAUAAAACACAGAAGAAUGUGAGCUGUAUGUGUGUAGAUCAGAUUUGUCUGUGACUACUUUUUUUUUAUUCGUUUGUUUUGCAGUUCUGUAAAUAGCUGCCGCAAAGCAAUAUUCCAGACUAGUUUGUGUUUUACCGUUGAAACAUUAAAAAAGUCCCAAUCUACGGCAUGUCCGUCACUUCCAAUGAGUGCUUUCAACAGCGAUUGUGCGAGUUGUUCUUCGUGCAAGUGUUUAGCGUUUUUCUCAUCUUAAGGGGGUCUUGAUCCAGAUUAAAUGCUGCAUUUGUCGUGUUGGAAUUACUGUAAUUGAGAUGAAGUUGUAAUGUUGUCAGACUCAAGAAUUAUUUAUUUCUCCAUCAGUGCUCAUAACACCCAAUCAGGACUUGUUUUUCAAGGAAUACUUUGGGGAAAAAUGAAAAUGUCCUCUCCAGAUGAGUUUGGAGAAAUGUGUCAUUGCAUCACUUGUGCACCAAUGGAUCCUAUGCAGUGAAUGGGUGCCGUCAGAAUGAGGGUCCAAACAGCUGAUAAAAACAUCACAAUAAUCCACACCACUCCAGUCCAUCAGUUAACAUCUUGAGAAGAGAAAUGAAACAAGUUCAUCAUUAAGAUGUUUUUAACCAGUGUUGCCAAGUCUGCGGUUUUCCCAUGGAAUUGGGCUCCUUUAACACUGUUGCCACAGGUUGUUUUUCAUGUCCGCAGGUUGAAGCGACCCCAAUAAUGUGAUAUUUAUCUCCUGGAAUGUGAAUUUUAAUGAGGACCCCCCUCUUGAAGUCUAGUUUUGUUGUGAAAACCUGGCAACCCUAUUUUUAACUUUUAACUGUUGCUUCUGGCUAAAAUACGAGUCCUAAUGUGAAAAGGUCCAUUUCCUGUUGUCUCUCACAUUAAAAUCCAUUUACAUAUGUGACCCUGGACCACAAAACAUUUUCUGAAUAAACAAGCUUUUAAUUGAUGUAUGGUUUGUUAGGAUAGGACAAUUUUUGGCUGAGAUACAACUGUUUGAAAAUCUGGAAUAUGAGGGUGCAAAAAAAUCUAAAUAUUGCGAAAAUCGCUUUUAAAGUUGUCCAGAUGAAGUUCUUAGCAAUGCAUAUUACUAAUCAAAAAUUAUGUUUUGAUAUAUUUACAGUAGGAAAUUUACAAAACAUCUUUAUGGAACAUGAUCUGUACUUAAUAUUUUAAUGAUUUCUGGCAUAAAAGAAAAAUCGAUCAUUUUGACCCAUACUAUGUAUCUUUGGCUAUUGCUACAAAUAUACCCGUGCUACUUAUGGCUGGUUUUGUGGUCCAGGGUCACAUAUUUGUUUAGAGUCUGUUUUAGACUGUUUUGGCUUGGUGCUUGAUCUAUGCAGAUUUCUCUCCUGAUUCAGACUGGUUUAAAGUUAAAACAUCUUUUCGUACAAACAUGCAUCUUUUGGCAUCUCAAGACAUUAAUUGAUGGACUGGAGUGGUGUGGAUUAUUGUGAUGUUUUUAUCAGCUGUUUGGAUGCUCAUUUUGACGGCACCCAUUCACUGCAGAGGACCCAUUGCUGAGCAAGUGAUGCAAUGCUACAUUUCCCCAAGAAGAAACAAACUUAUUGUUAACAAACUCAUCAGAAACUCAUAAUUUUGGUCAUUCCAACAAACUCAGAUUGAAAGGGACAUUAGGGAUGUUUUCAGUAGACUACUUUUUAUGGCUGGUAUCAUAAGUAAUAUACUAAGGUUUCCCUAUAGAAGUAAACAAAUGUUUCACCCUCUCCCAGGUUUCAACACUUUGUACUUGAGUUUUUAGGUCUAUGUUGUCUUUGUGUCAAGUCCAUCAUACUCAAACUUAUAGUUUCUUAUCAUUUUUGUGUUUAGUUGGUGAUUUUCACAUGAGCUGCAUCUACUGUACUAGUUUUUUCUAAUGUACCCCACUUCUGUUACCCAGAAACCCCUCAGCUUGCUGUCACCUUGACCUUCCCAUGAAAUUAUGAGUACCCACAAUUCUUGAUCCCCUUCACCUCUACCUCUCAGUAUUUGUCUCUAGCUGUUUUGAUGUUAACGGAUGCAACAAAAAGUGAAAACCUGCCAGUCUAUCUUUAAGUUUUAUUUGCAGUCAAAGUGUGUCAGUUUUUUCAGUGUAUGCAUUUGGAUCCACAAUCUCACUGGUAUGCCUAAAAACCAAAAGGUUUUUAAUUGGCAUUGAUGAUUCUUUAAAGAACCUUUAACAUCCAUGGAAUCCAUUCCGUUAUUCUUUAUUGUUGAAAAGAGGUUUUUGGGGAACCAAAAGAUGGUUCUUCUAUGGCAUUGCUGUGAAAAACACCUAUUUGAAACCUUUAUUUGUAUCAGUCGUAUUAGACGUUGAAAGUCAUUGUUUUGUCAGUUCACACAGUGAAAACUUGAUCUGAAUUUACCAGCUAUCCAACCCAGUAUUGCACAUACUCAUCAACAUUUUCUAGUGAUGUUGAGCUAAUUUCAGUCUUCGAAUGGCUAUUAGAUGUGCUUUGUGUUGAUGAUAGCAGCUGCUGGAACAUGGAAAUGUGAUGGGUUGUUAAAGUUAAGAUAAACAAAUUGAACCGGCGUAGUGAACUCGAAACAAGACGAGUGAAAGUGAGGUUGCGAGCGAUUGAUCUGCAGACUGUUAGUGUCGAUUGUUCAGUUGACAAAACAUUGAAAAGACGUUGUUUACUGGAAAACAUUAGACUUUGUUUCCAUUCACAACAUUUUAAAAAUGGUUUCCACCCGAACUAAACUCUACGGCUUGGUGAUGUUGAGUUAUUCAUUGACCGGUUGGUUUAAUUUAUUGACUUUCUUUAGUUUAUGAUGCUUUUGUGAAGCACAAUGUGCAGUUGCUGUCUUUGUCUGUGUGGCUGAACUUGAACUAAUGUGUUUUCAGCCAAACUUGAGAACAAAUCGAAAGGCGGUUAGAGUUAAUGUGAUUAGUACAUUGUGUUCUGUUGGUUUUCUAUAUUUCACGCAAACUAAUUAUGAUGCCAGAAACAUAAUUUCUCCAAUUAAAAUCAACACGAAAUAGUGUUGCAACCCUUUUUACUUCAAAAAUGUGACGUGUUUUAGUGUGAAAAUAGAUAUUUAUUGUGAAUUGGAUUGUGGAAGGGAUCUGACUGUGUAAAUAUUUUUUAUUAACCAAUAACCUGAGCAACAUGAGCUUAAAAGUCGUUUUAUGUGCGUUUCAAGUUGUAUGUUGGAGGACGAUUACAAACAUUGUGUUGUGAAUUGUUAGAGUAACGUUCACUGCAAAAAAUGAUUUUUUUACUCAGUAUUUUUGUCUUGUUUUCCAGUACAAAUUUGAACAUUCAUAAAUCAAAAUACAUUUACUUGAAGCAACAUGUGUAUUGUCUGCCAGUGGGGUUAGAAAAAAAAAUACUGGCAGAUAUUUUUUGUCUGUUUUAAGCAAAUGCUCAUUUAUUUCGAUACUUUGUUUAAAAAGCAAGACUCAUUUUGCUUUUUAAGUAAAUGUAUCUUAAUUUAAGAAUGUUUUGUAAAGACAAAAUACUAACAUUUUUUGCAGUGCGUUAAGAAAGCAAAUAGUUUUGAUUUUAUGUUGACUUAAGGUGACAUCUAAGGCUUUUGGGAAAAAAUGAUUUAUCACAUAUUAAAUUUACGUCUAAUUCAAAUGACGUGGAAUGAUAAGAUCCCCCAAAAAUGAUGUAAAAGGGUUGCCUUCACAACGUUAAAUUCAUUUAAAGUGCCUUCUGUAUGUCCACUGGCCUUGGAGUUUGAAGUAACUACAGCUUGGCUUGGUUCAAAUCUGUCUGCUUUACCUCUGUUUGGGUAAGUUAAGACAGAGAUCGGUGAUCACUGAAAUAUCUGCGGUGUUUAUUGUCUCAUAACUCACCUUUAAAAAAGCAAAAACUGUAAACCUAAAUGCAGAUGUGUUUCAUAAAGCAGUUUGGUUGUUCCUUCACUCAUCUUGUGUUACUUCUGAUUAGUUUAGACUGCAAACACAACAUCUGUCCUGAGAAUCGUACCUUGUGAGUUUCUAGUAAAUAGCAUUUUUUAGUUCAUUUUUAUUUCCUGAUGUAAUUAUCGGGCGUCUUGAUGACGGCAAGCCCCUGUAGAUGUACAGACUGUUAACGUUAUAGCUAUUUUAGUAGAUAGACGGAUGUGAGAAACGGAUGGAUUGGAAAAUUCAUGUUUGGCGUCGGUUUUCAUUUCCAGUCGUACCUUUUUGGGGUAUUUUGUUUGUGGAAAAUAAAGUGUUUGGGUUUGCUUCUGUAUUUGCCAAAUAUAAGUGAAAAAUGCUGUAUUUUCUUACAUGGAUGAGGUGUUUCGGUGAAGGACGUCGGAGGAUUUCUGUGUCUGGGAAUCAGCUGGAGGAGACACUGCAGUGAACAUGAACGCGUGUCAUUGUUGUGUGGAUUUGAUCUGCCAUUAAAACAUUCCCCCAGA
Labeo rohita (rohu) is the source of this 5658-nucleotide messenger RNA. RefSeq names its product vitamin K epoxide reductase complex, subunit 1-like 1 (gene vkorc1l1). Gene Ontology annotation, biological process: peptidyl-glutamic acid carboxylation; vitamin K metabolic process. The transcript is spliced from 3 exons. Gene Ontology annotation, molecular function: vitamin-K-epoxide reductase (warfarin-sensitive) activity. NCBI's taxonomy places the organism in Eukaryota, Metazoa, Chordata, Actinopteri, Cypriniformes, Cyprinidae. The record is from RefSeq and is a predicted model, not a curated record. Bases 87 to 614 code for a protein of 175 amino acids.